This is a messenger RNA of Plasmopara halstedii, 3099 nucleotides long. RefSeq lists its product as uncharacterized. The coding region runs from base 1 to 3099 and encodes 1032 amino acids. The transcript is spliced from 2 exons. NCBI's taxonomy places the organism in Eukaryota, Oomycota, Peronosporomycetes, Peronosporales, Peronosporaceae. The record is from RefSeq and is a predicted model, not a curated record. Gene Ontology annotation, biological process: inner dynein arm assembly; cilium movement; cilium-dependent cell motility. Gene Ontology annotation, cellular component: axoneme.
AUGUCUGAUAGCAUACUUCGUAAUGGCGAUGCAAACAAUGCGCUUUUUGAUAAUGAAGAAACAUAUCUCGAUCCCAACGCAGAGAACGACAUUGACAAGACCUUACCGUUGAUUGACAAAAGCGAUAGACUGGAUAGUGGAGAUAAAAUGUUUUACCAAGAGAGCGGCACAGUUGAAGAAGAGCACUAUACCUGGAAACGUGCUGAUAAAAAUCAACAAUCAAAUCAAAGUCCUCACGGCGUCGAAGAAGCUGACAACAAUAGUGAAUUUAGCAGCCAAAUGGACGAGAGAAUUGCUCGGAUUCUACCCACUGGGAUUGAUGAUCUUCCGUUAUUUGCAGACGAAAAGAAUCGCGAAUUGCAUGCGCAAAUUCGUAUCAAAGAAGCACGAUAUGAUACUGUUAAGCGAGAGUUCACUGAAACUUCUUCUCGCGUCGAAAUCUUGACGGAGCAUUUGAAAAAUGUCAAGCAAGAACUUUUGCAUACUCAAGCAUUGCACAAUGCUAAAGUUCAAGAAGUUGCGAGUGAGGAUCACAUGCAGCAGUUAGCAAAACGUGAAAUAGACAGAAUGGCUCAAGAAGUUAAAGGAUUUGAUGCAGAGGCCGCUGAGCUAGAGCGCAAACUUGUAAGCUUACAAGGUUCGCUAUUCAAAGGCAACGAAGCCAUGGAUGCGUUUAAAUUGCAGAUGAACUGGAAACAGGACGAGAUGGAACAGUGGUCCGUAGCAGCGCGUCAAAAGGAAGAAGAUGCGAUAGCGCUAGAGCGUUUCAGACGCGCUGAUGAGGCUCGCAUCAAGGAAUUAACGAUGGUUUUGGAAAAGCUCACGCAGCAAGCAGCUCGCGCCAAGCGUGAUGUGGACGAUGAAGCAACCGAAUUGCAAGCAAAACAAAUCGAAUUAGACAAGACAGCAGAAGAGUUUCGUUCUCUUCAUGCAGAACGUGCUAAGCUCGUGGCACAGUGGCAAUCUACUCUUGAGGCAAUGCGAGCCCGUGAUGAAGAGAUUACGCAGGCAAGUGAGCAGUUUGCGCUUGCACAGCAAGGUUUUAAUAGCCAGCAAGAAGUGCUUGGCGAGCAGAAACGCCGAUUGAAGCAACAAGAGGCGGCCAAUACCGAAGCUGAGGUACAGUUGGCAGGCAAAGAACGUGCGCAAGGCAAGGCUCAGCAAGAACUGCAGCUGACUGGAACUCGUCUCCAGGCGUUUCGCGAUCAGGUAGCAAUACUGAAGGGUGAGCUCUCGAGUACUGUGGCUGCGCUAAAUCAGCAACGCUCGACGAAUUUGAACCGUGAUGAUCGGCUCGAGACGAUGAAGCAAGAGCUCGAGGCAGCGAGAGCACGAUUUAAAGGUACACGGCAAGCUCUGGGUCGUUGCCGUGACUCAACUAUGGACGCUGAAGCUCUUGCAAAGCAGGCUAAGAUUGACUUGGCUAAUUCAGAGAGUGAAGUCAAACGAUUAGACAAGGAAAUUACCUCACAAAAGGAGCGAAUGUUUCGAAAGAGUCAGCAAUUGUUUGCGUUAAGGCAACAGGAAGCGAAUCUAUCAGCGGAAUUAUCAGGUGCCAAAUCCGCAGCGCAAAACCUACGAGCGAAGCUGCGAGCACUUGAUGCACAGGCCUUGCGUCAACAAGAGCUCGUGUAUAAUGGUGAGUUCCAGAUCCAGCAAAUGGAGCGCAAAGUUUCUCGAGCAAGUGGAGAGCGCAGUGCAGAUGAGACAAAGGCGUUGCAAGCUCAGGUUCAGGUAUUGCAGACUGAGCUUGACCGUGUCAAAGCCGAACAAGUCAUGCUUGCGACACAGUGUAAGAAACUCGAAGAAGAGCGACGCGCUCAAGAGCGAUCUCGAAAAGCAUUGCUAGCGCAACAAGAAGAAAUGAAUGCUCAGAUUGCCGAAAAUAAAUUGCGUAACGAAAGCUGUGCUCGUGCACUCAAAGUAGCUUUAAAAGAGAAGGAAGAGCUGACUAUUCAACACGAUUUACAAGCACUUGAGGUGCGUCGUCUUCGUAAUCUACUUCACGCCCGUGCUGAUGAAGUUUUAUCACUUGAAAACCGUGAUUUUCAAUUAAAAAAAAGUAUGGAAGAACGCAAGCGUGAGAUUGCUACACACCACGAGCUGCAGCGAGCUGCAAACAAAACGACUGAAGACGAACGGCAUCGUGUGUCCGUAGAGCUUGCUGAGAGAGAGUGUCGAGUGCGCAAAUUACAGGCCAAGUUUGAGACGCUUUGCAGAAAAGGAGUAUGCGCUGGCGACGAGACAGAUGAGGUUGGCAAGGAGAGAAGUCAAGCUUAUUUUGUGAUUCGAGCAGCCCAGCGUCGCGAGGAGCUUCAGCGUGAGGGUGACGAACUUGAUGACAAGAUUCGCGUAGCUGAAAGAGAUGUUCGGGCGCUCAAAACGACCCUGACUCAUUUAGAAGAACGCAACUCGGCUUAUCGUAAAAGUUUUCAUCGAGCUGAUCUCGUUGGUGAUGAUGCACAACGUCUUGCUACGCUGGAGGCACAGACGAAGAUGGCAAAAGAUGCGUAUUUCAAAAAGAAGAAAGAAUUAACAAGAAUUGAGCUUGAGAAUACGAGCGAGAGUCAAAGCCUUCAUGAAGUGGAGACAAGACGUGAAUUUGCUCAAUCCAAUGUCACUCAACUCGAUGGUGCGUUAACACAAGUUGAACGCGAGGUCGAGACAGAGCGAAAUAAGUGGGAAAAGGUUGUUAAGAAACUUGAGCGUCAGAUGCGAGAGCAUCAAAAGUCUGUCAGAGUGUCAGAUGACAGUAUUGGUUUUCGUACGAAGGAGCAAGUGAUGCUCGAGGCAUUAGAGCUUAGAGAAAUUAGUGCGAGCUUGCUGUUCACAAUGGGUCAGCUCGCACGCGAGUUUCCUGAGAUCGGAGAUUCUUUGCAGAUAGCUGUUCGAGAUGCAGGGAUGCACAUCCCGACAGUUCCGCCCAGUCGAAAUGCUUCAUCAAGAGCAAAUAGCGUGGGUUUGCCUCGCCCGAUGUCAGCACGCAGUGACAAAAGCGAUCAGUCUGUGCGCAGCAAUAACUCAUAUAAAAGCAGCAGUAGCAAUGGCUCUGGAGUCCGUGUUGCAGCCCCAAUUAACAAGGUCCAUCUUGGGUUUUAA